Bicyclus anynana (squinting bush brown) is the source of this 768-nucleotide messenger RNA. RefSeq lists its product as uncharacterized. NCBI's taxonomy places the organism in Eukaryota, Metazoa, Arthropoda, Insecta, Lepidoptera, Nymphalidae. Bases 299 to 700 code for a protein of 133 amino acids. The transcript is spliced from 6 exons. The record is from RefSeq and is a predicted model, not a curated record.
CAGUCACAUGUGCAUUUUACUUUUCAUUACUGCACAUGUGCGUAAUGAGAUACAGUACAAUAUUGAAAUUGGUGAAAUAAGCGAUAAGUUACUUAAAUGUGUUAUAAAUAAAUGAUUAAUUGCUUCAUUUGAAUAAAUAAAAACUGACGAUUUCAAUCAGUAAAACACCCAAUAAAUUGGUCAAAUCUCAAUCAUAUUAUUGAAUGGAUAUAUCCAGAAUUUGAAGAUUAAAGGUGUGUCCAGUUUAAAUAUCGAAAGUGUAAAUUACGACAAGUUGUUGGGCCAUCUUGAUUUAAACAUGGUUAUGAAAGGAAUGCAACUAGAAGUUGACAAAUACGAAGCUGAAGCUAGCUACGGCAGUACGCAACGCUCUCAUACUCGUAGAGGAGCUAGAGCUCAACUUUCUGGCACCCUCGACAUUUCAGAGCUGCGACUUGUCUUGGACUCCGUUUUGAGGGUGACCCCUGGCCAACCCGUUGACAUUGUUAACAUCAACACUGACAUUACCCUGGGAGAUAUUCGGGCUGACUUCAUAGCUGACUGGAAAUGCUUGAGCUGCUUAGAAUCACGUGACGUUUCCUCAAUCGUCAAUUACCUACUAAACGUGAAGGUGAAGGAGAUAUUGACGAAGUACAAGGAAGAAUUGAAUACUUUCGUCGCACAAGGUAUCAAGCUGGCCGUGAACAGGAAAUCGAACUAAUUAUACGUGUGAAUUUUCAAUCAAUUUUAUGGCAAAAUAAUCUAAUUAUAAACUCAGUUUUAAACUAG